Molecule: messenger RNA, 2569 nt
Organism: Molossus molossus (Pallas's mastiff bat)
Lineage: Eukaryota; Metazoa; Chordata; Mammalia; Chiroptera; Molossidae
Gene: NFKBID
Product: NFKB inhibitor delta
Exons: 11
Coding region: 412-2016 (534 amino acids)
Biological process (GO): regulation of gene expression
Cellular component (GO): nucleus
Molecular function (GO): protein binding
Source: RefSeq, a predicted model, not a curated record
GGCCGGAACUCGGAGGGGUGAGGGGUGAGAGUGCGGACCUACUGGGUCGUGCCUUCGAGGGCGUUUGGAAACUGGGACUACCAGGUCCUAGAGAGGAGGAGGGUGAAGGUCCGGACUCCCGGGUCUCCCGGGUCUUAGGGUGGGGGCUGCUAGGCUCCUGGGCUCCUGCGGGAUGGGGUCUGGACCCCUGGAUCUCUGAGGAGCGUGUGGGCGAUUGACUCGUGGUUACCCCGGGAAAGGCACUGGGGAUGCCUGGUUUCCCAAGGAAAGAGUAUCAGGGCAGCUUUUUGGGGAGAGAGAGGGUGGGAACCUGGAUGGAUGUGCGAGGCCAGGAUGUGAAGCCAGACAUCCCCCGAGGCCUCAGGACCGGGAGGGCUGGAGGGUGGGAUUUUUCACGGAAGUCGUGGGGGGAUGCGCAGAGGGGCACCCUCCUCCCCCGUCCUCAGUUUCCACGACGCUGGUGGAAAGUUGGCCCAGAGGGGAAAGUGCGGAGCAAAAGGAAGGAAACGGCGGAGGCGGGCGCAGCACCCGAAACCUGAGAUUGGCUUUGGAGUUCUCAGGCGGCUUCAAUGUGCCAGUUUUUCCGCGCGGGAGGGUGAGGAGGGCGCCCAGAUCCCCACCCCCACCCCCAGCUUGGGUCCUGAUUACUUCUCUCCUCCAUCUCCACCCCUCCCCACCCCUGCAGUGAGCCGGAAUGAACGCAACCACUGCCCAUCCCAGACAGUGAAAAAGCUCCUGGAAGAACAGAGACGCCGCCAGCAACAGCCUGGCCAGCAACAGCCUGACGCUGGUGGGGCACCGGGACAGUUCCCACCUCUCCUGGCCCAGCCCCUGACCCCAUCUGUGAACCAGGCUGAGGUUGGCCAUACUCACUUCCCAGCCCACCAGGAGACUGUGGGUUCUGGACUGGGCAAUCUGGCCCCUGCCACAGGCUUUCCAGAUUGGAACCCCAACACGCAUGGUGCCUACACAGACAGCUUCUACUCUUAUCCUACUUCUGCUGCUGAAAGUUUCCUGACUUCUGACUUCUGCCCACCCUCGGACCCAGGGCAGCCAUAUCCAUUUCCCAUGGGAAUGGAGGUGGGAUCUUGGAAAGGGUCUGGACUUACCUCAGGACCCCCACAGAUGCCUCCUGUGGUCACUGGACCAUCCCUGGACACAGCCCGUGCUCAUAUGGUAGCCUUGGGGCCACAGCAGCUACUGGCCCAGGAUGAGGAGGGAGACACGCUCCUGCACCUGUUGGCGGCUCGGGGGCUGCGUUGGGCAGCAUACGCUGCAGCUGAGGUGUUCCAAAUGUACAGAUAUCUGGAUGUUCGUGAGCAUAAGGGCAAGACCCCUCUUCUGGUGGCUGCUGCUGCCAACCAGCCCCUAAUUGUGGAGGAUCUACUGAACCUGGGAGCGGAGCCCAAUGCUACUGAUCAUCAGGGACGUUCUAUCUUGCAUGUGGCUGCUACCUAUGGGCUCCCUGGAGUCCUCUCGGCUGUGAUUAACUCAGGGGUUCGAGUUGACUUAGAAGCCAGAGACUUUGAGGGCCUCACCCCCCUCCACACAGCCAUCUUGGCCCUCAAUGUUGCCAUGUUUCCACCUGACCUCUGGCCCCGGGUGCUGAGUACUCAGGCCCGAGACAGGCUGUCUUGUGUCCAGAUGUUGCUACACAUGGGUGCUGAUCAUACCAGCCAGGAAAUCAAGAGCAACAAGACUGUUCUGCAUUUGGCUGUGCAGGCCGCCAACCCCACCCUGGUUCAGCUGCUGCUGGAGCUGCCACAGGGGGACCUGCGGGCCUUUGUCAACAUGAAGGCCCAUGGGAACACAGCCCUCCACAUGGCAGCUGCCCUGCCCCCUGGGCCACCCCAGGAGGCCAUAGUGCGGAGCCUGCUGGCAGCUGGGGCAGAUCCAACACUGCGCAACCUGGAGAACGAGCAGCCUGUCCACCUGCUGCGGCCUGGGCCGGGCCCUGAGGGGCUCCGGCAGCUACUGAAGAGGAGCCGUGUGGCACCCUCAGGCCUGUCCUCUUAGGACUCAACCCAGAACCUGGACUGAUUUUUCCAGUCCCCACCGUCCUGUGGGACAGUCAGCGUAUGCCAAUGUUGCAAAUCCAUGAUAAUGUAUGUGGAAUGUCCUGCCAUUGGGGUCUUACAUUAAAACCUCAAAGUGGCUGCUUGGGGGGGUGGGUAAACAGUCCCCAAUAUUUGGGGUGGUAUGCUAUUCCUCCCCCACUCACAAGGAGCCCCCUUAAUGAUUUUUGUGAAAUCGAGGCCCCUUGAUUGUUUCUGUGAAACACCCUGGACUCCCCCUAACCCUUUCCCCACUUAGCUCUUCACACUUGGAAACUGAGAUGGAAUUCCCCUACAUGGUACUUGGGGCAUCCCAAAACAGCUCCUGGUAUCAUCCCAGUAGAAUUAAGAUGAACCCCCCAACUUCUUUAGGUCCUUAACCCUGACAUAGGAAGGACUCUGCUAGGUUAGAAUCCCCUAGGUUCUACUGCUUUCUAAUUCAGAACUAACCAGGCCCCUGUCCCAGACAUCUGCAUUUCCAGUGACUCCCUCCCUGAAAUUCCUUAUUAAACUUA